GAAGAAGAAGAAGAAGAAGAAGAAGAAGAAGAAGAAGAAGAGAAGCCUGUAUUUGUCACAUGCACACUCAAGCACAGUGAAAUUCAUCCUUUGCAUUUAACCCAUCUGAAGCAGUGAACACACGCGCACACACCCAGAGCAAUAAUACUACAGCGCCCGGGGAGCAGUUAGGGGUUAGGUACCUUGCUCAAGGGCACUUCAGCCUAAGGCCGCCCCAUGUUAACCUGUCUUUGAAUUGUGGGGGAAACCGGAUCACCCGGAGGAAACCCACACAGACACGAGGAGAGCAUUCAAACUCCACACAGAAAGGCCCCCUGUCAGCCGCUGGGCUCAUUUCGAGAACCUUCUUGCUGUGAGGCAACAGUGCUAAGCACUACACCACCGUGCCGUGUUUGGGGCCAGGAUGCAAUUUAAUACAUACAGUAUGACUCUCAAUUGAAUUUAUUUUUCUCCAACAAUUCCAUGAUGUGGAAAGCCACAGUACUGGCUGUGUGUCUGCUACUGGCUGGCGUGAGGGCGUAUGAUGGACCCUCAUAUGGGGUGAAACUGUGUGGCCGUGAAUUUAUCCGUGCAGUCAUCUUCACCUGCGGAGGCUCACGCUGGAGACGCUCCAUCACAAGCGCAGAAGACCUGCGUGUAGACCCGUUUGGCUCAGACAUCAGAGAUGCUGCUGAAGGCUUGGUGCUGCCUUCUCGCCCAAAGUUCUCCCUCCAGCACGACACUCAGCCAGUCUCUGUUGAAAUGGUGCGAGAAGGGCAGACAGCCUCUGAGUUCAGUCGGCUUGCCCGCUCCAUCAUCUCAGAUGAAGUACUGGAAGCCCUACGCACCUCUGGCAGGAAAGGCCGGGAUGUGGUGGUAGGACUGUCCAACGCUUGCUGCAAAUGGGGCUGCAGCAAGAGUGAGAUCAGCUCCCUGUGCUGAGACCAGCCACCUCAUUUCCUGUCUCUGUGUGUGUGUGAGAGAGAGAGAGAGAGAGAGAGAGAGAGUUUAACACUGAGUUCAUGCUUGUCAUGAAACACGUUACAAUUCAUAUUCAGCUGUAUUUUAUUAUUUUUUAUUAAAGUAUGCAAUAAAGCCCAUGAUGAAUCAUUCUCUAGAGCUGUGAGAAUUUUCUGAAUAUUUUGAA
Molecule: messenger RNA, 1126 nt
Organism: Neoarius graeffei (lesser salmon catfish)
Lineage: Eukaryota; Metazoa; Chordata; Actinopteri; Siluriformes; Ariidae
Gene: rln3a
Product: relaxin 3a
Exons: 3
Coding region: 463-921 (152 amino acids)
Cellular component (GO): extracellular region
Molecular function (GO): hormone activity
Source: RefSeq, a predicted model, not a curated record